Messenger RNA from Owenia fusiformis, 1544 nucleotides. The record is from the annotation of a GenBank genome assembly. NCBI's taxonomy places the organism in Eukaryota, Metazoa, Annelida, Polychaeta, Sabellida, Oweniidae.
AAAGACCAAAUAUCACCCUGGUUUAUAGACGAAUUACUGUCUUCAAAAUUAGGUCACAUGAUGUUAUUCGAGAAUUUAUUCAAGAUGGCGGAUGGUGGGCGAAAAAUAUUUUUCACAAAUUCAGCAGAAAAAUGCUGAUAAAUGCUCACAGAGUACAGUUUUAGCGAUAAGAUAUAGAUAUUGAGGAUGUCUGGUGGUGCCACAAGAGUCAGACAUGUUAAUCUUGUGACGCAACAACGUAGACUCCGUCACGUACGAGGCAUAGCUGCCAGAAACCUCGACCUAGGACAUGUACAGAAGAUAACGGGUGAACCAAUACCGAAUAUCAAGAACUUUUUUACACUUCAUUUGGAUGACAGUUCACCAGCUUUUUACACCAGUGAGAGGAUUCAAGGAUCACAGAACCCGACAUGGAAAAGUUUGGAACUUGGUCGUCUAAGAGAUUCCGUCAACACUUCUGCUUCACAUUUGAUAAUCAAAGUGUGGAGUGAAGUGAAAGAUGUCACCCUACAUUUGGUCCUAGAGUGGAAAGUCCACCUAUCAGGUCUUGUCUACCUGGGUGAUCAGCUCCACUCUGAGAGUCAGUCCUAUCCUGUUAAUAGCCUGGUAUUUGGAAUGUUUGAUGGUUACUAUGGUGCUCCUUCUGGAACUGAAGAGCCCGAAUUGGACAUCUCCCAGUGUAGCCUUGAGGUGGAAAAUAAUGUCUGCAGGACAUCAUAUAAUACUAGUUCACUAUCAAGAAUUCAGAUGGUGCUUCGUGCAAUAACUCAAACCCAAGCAUCUGUAAAACGUGUUAGAUCUAAUAUAGAAGAUAAGCUACUCUUGUCACAAGCUAAUGAAGAAAAGACAGCAAAUCGGGAGCUGUACUUGCUAAAAGUUCACCAGCUACGAUCAGACCUAGAAUGGCGAACGAUGCAUUUACAAAGUCUAAAAGAGCAAUACGAGCAGAGGCAAUCAACCAAUCAUCAACGAGACGUAGCAGUACGAAAUAAAAAUGAAAGUCUUCAAAGAGAUAAAGACAGAUUGCACGAUAAGAAAAAAGCAUAUUUUGAUACAAGGGAAUCGUUUCUGAAAUCGAACGCCCAGUUAGCAGUAAGAAGAAAACAGCUUGUUUCUGAAUUAGCCUUCAUAUAUCCCAUAAUCGAGACACCCAAUGUUGGAUACACUAUAUGUGGUGUAAAAUUGCCUCAUUCUGAAAACUUCGCAGGUCAAGAUGAAAUGAUGGUGUCAGUAGCUCUUGGUUAUUCAGCACACAUGGUCCAGAUGAUAGCAGAAUUUAUAGAUACCCCACUACGCUAUGCCAUAGAACACAGGGUUUCUAGAUCUCGGAUAAGGGACCAUAUUAUAGAUAAAUUACUUGAUAAAGAUAGAGAUUUUCCCCUGUACAGUAAAGGCAAAGACAAGUUUCAGUUUAACUAUGGUGUUUUCCUACUCAACAAGGACAUUGCCCAGUUACGUUAUGCAUGUGGUCUCUCCACACCUGACCUUAGGACAACAUUACCAAAUAUUAAGAGCCUAUUAGAAUAUAGACUUGGAGUAAAAUU